Messenger RNA from Musca vetustissima, 2019 nucleotides. RefSeq names its product fibroleukin-like. The transcript is spliced from 4 exons. The coding region runs from base 1 to 2019 and encodes 672 amino acids. NCBI's taxonomy places the organism in Eukaryota, Metazoa, Arthropoda, Insecta, Diptera, Muscidae. The record is from RefSeq and is a predicted model, not a curated record.
AUGAUGCUUUCAUAUUUGUUUAUGGCAAUUUUGGCAGCCAAUUUAUAUAAUCAGGCCAAUAGUGCUGGUUUACCAAAACCGCAAUUGCCACCACCAAUUGGCCAGUCCUUGUCUCGUGGUCCCCCAAACGAAUAUCACGAAGACAAUAAUAAAAAUUUAGAACAUAAAAUCGAAACCCUCAUAGAAUCUAUGACACGCAUGGAAAACUCUAUACAAAAUCUCCAAGAAAAAUCCCACACAUGGUCCAUUUUUCAACAUCACAUUGCGUCAUGGAAUGAUGGUUUACGUAUUUUGGAAAAUAAAUUAGAUUUUCUAAAACGUUCACAGGAGGAGCAACAAUUGGCAUGGCAUAAAAUGACGGAUGUUAUGACCACACCACCAGAUACAACCGUUAUAAAUGAAAUAAAGGAUACGCUGAAAAGGGAUCAACUACUGCAAAAGGAAUCGGCCACAAAAGUCAAUUCGAUAUUACGCCAGCUGCAGUCGAUGCACAGGGAUAAGGUUGGACACAGUAAUGCUGCAACGAAUGGUAGGAAAAAAUCCAAUUUAAUGGCAGGAGAUACGGGGUCGUCGUAUUGUAAUGGUAGCCACAAACUGGAACAACGUUUGAAUAGCAUCCAUCAUCAAAUGGCAUUGCAAAAGGAUCUCAAACAAUUACAUUCCAUGGAUAAGCGUAUGGGUAAAACCAUAGAAAACCUUUCGCAAUCCAUGGCCCAUGCCUUAGAUAAGCAAGAGGAGCUGUCUGUACGACUUCAACGGUCAAAUGAAUGCUGCUAUGCCCUAUCUAGUGAAUUGACGACAUUUACUGAAAGUUCAGAUAUCCUGUUGAAACGCAUAGAACGUCUGUUGAAAAAUGUCAACGAUAAAUUGAAUAGACUUCAUGAAAAUACUAAUCAGGAAGAUCAGGAGCAGGAGGGGGAGGUAGAGGUAGAGGGCGAACAUGAUCAUAACAAUAGUAAUAAUGAUGAUGAGUUGCUGGAGAAUACCACUCAACGUAUAAAUUUAGAUGAUGUAUUUCAUGAAGAAGAAGGAGAGAGUCAAGGACAUCACGUUUAUGAGGAAGUGGAGGAGAAAGACGUCGACGGAGAGGAGGAGAAUCACAUAUCGGGAAAUAUUAGUGAUGAACAUGAUGAAAAUAAUAAUAAUGAGGCGGGUCAUACUGAAUUGUAUGGACAUGAUAUUGAAUUUCUCCGUCCCGAUUUAAGUGGUUGCCAUGAAUUAACCGCUGAAAAUGGUGUGGAUGAGACACUGCGCAUCGAUGGCAUCUAUAAAUUUGCUCAUCCUGAAAUCAACGAAUUUGAAAGAGAUUUCAAUGAACGUCUUUGUAUCUUUCCACCUCCUCCUCUACCUCUCCACAACAAAAGUGAUUCCGCAGCAGCACGCUCCAACACACCAUGGACCGUAAUACAACAACGUAUGCUCACGGAACAUCCGGAAAAUUUCAAUCGUUCUUGGUCCGAAUAUCGUAACGGUUUUGGUUCGCUGCAGCGUGAAUUUUGGUUUGGCAAUGAAUUUAUACAUCGUUUGGUCUACAAUGACGACUAUGAGCUACGCAUCGAAUUGGAAGAUUUCAAUAAUUCGAAAGUUUAUGCUGAAUAUGGUGUAUUUCGUAUCGAUAGCGAAGAAUUCAAUUAUAACUUAUUAAUUGGCGAGUACGAUGGAACGGCGAGUACGGUCGGUGAUGCCAUGAAAUAUCACAAUGAUAACGACUUUAGUACCUAUGACAGGCGUAACGAUAAAACUGUGGAUGCCUGUUGUUCAUGUGCAUUGGGUUAUGGUUCGGGUUGGUGGUUUGAUAACUGCUCCGAGGCAAACCUAAAUGGCAUUUAUCGUUUUACACCUUGGGGCAAUAAUUACAAUGGCAUUAUGUGGGAAUUGUGGCAUGGUGAUUAUUCCUUGAAAAGUACCCGCAUGAUGAUACGACCCAAACAGUCAAACAAUGCAAAUGAAGACAGUGCUUUGUAUUCAUCCACGUCAUAUGAUGAUUUAGAGCAGGACCAUCAAAAUGAAGAUCCUUAA